GCAGAGGGGUGGCACCUUGAAAACACGCGCAGAGCAGCCAGCAAAGUAGAAACCGGCCAGUUGUGCGACCGUUAUCUGUCCGCAGAAGACAGUAGAAGUGACAGUUGUAGUAAAAUAGCGAUAACGUAACUAGGGCGAGUCUUAGGAAACUAUCUGCUUUCCAGUUACGCUGCCAAGCCUUUGUCAGCUAAUUCAUUAGGUUAUACUCGCACGCUACUGUUUUACGAAAACACCGUUAUAGCCUAGGUACCAGACGCACUUUUAUAGUAGCCGCCUGACUCUUAACAGCAAUUAUGGUGGACCGUGAGCAGCUGGUACAGAAAGCCAGGCUGGCUGAGCAAGCGGAGAGAUACGACGACAUGGCGGCUGCAAUGAAAGCCGUAACCGAGUUAAAUGAGGCACUAUCAAAUGAAGAAAGAAACUUGUUGUCGGUUGCAUACAAGAAUGUUGUUGGAGCACGGCGUUCAUCUUGGAGGGUUAUUAGUAGUAUUGAACAAAAAACCUCAGCUGAUGGAAAUGAAAAAAAGAUUGAAAUGGUACGGGCAUACCGUGAAAAAAUUGAAAAAGAGUUGGAAGCUGUGUGUCAAGAUGUGCUGAAUCUUCUGGAUAACUUCCUGAUCAAGAAUUGCAGUGAAACACAAUAUGAAAGUAAAGUGUUCUACUUAAAAAUGAAAGGGGAUUAUUACAGAUAUCUUGCUGAAGUGGCCACUGGUGAGAAAAGAGCGACCGUGGUUGAAUCUUCAGAGAAGGCUUACAGUGAGGCUCAUGAGAUAAGUAAAGAGCAUAUGCAGCCUACUCAUCCCAUAAGGCUGGGCUUAGCUCUAAACUAUUCUGUAUUCUACUAUGAGAUACAAAAUGCUCCUGAGCAGGCUUGCCACUUGGCUAAGACUGCUUUUGAUGAUGCUAUUGCAGAGCUGGAUACCUUGAAUGAGGACUCCUACAAGGACUCAACACUCAUCAUGCAACUUCUUCGUGACAACCUAACGCUGUGGACAAGCGAUCAACAGGAUGAUGAUGGGGGCGAAGGCAACAAUUAAGACCAAUUAAUGGACUGUCAGCCGCACGCAGAUGCUACUACCGCAGUCUUUAUUUUUUUUCCCACAAGUGGGGGGUUGAGGGGUGGGGGAGGGUUUGGAAGGGACAACCUCCCCAGGGUGGCCCCUUCCACCUGUCUUUGAUUGCCUCUUCGACAUUUUGCCAAAACACCACGAGUGGAAAGUUAGACUGGCUGUGCUGGUAUGGAAUGGCAGCCUAACACUGGCACAAGGACUGUUCUGUAGUUAAUACAAGUGGAGCUGUUUUUAAUUUUAAGUUAUCGCUAGGCAUAAUUAGAAAGAGUUUUAAGAGUAGAAAUAACUUAAAUGGAAUGGCUUUUUUUUUAAUACAAAAUAGUUUUUGUGGUUCCAGUAAGUUAUUUUAUAUUUAUUUUUUAGCUGUAUGCACGUCUUAUCCUUCUGCUUUAUACAUGUUUAUUUAAUAUGUUGCGUUUAUGUACUUUAUGCAGUUUACCUGUUGCAGCAUAGUUUACAUCCAUUUUCUCAGAUGAUUAACUGACAGUAUUCACUCUAAAUUAUUAACAAUUCCUACAAGACAAGCUGUUUUUCUAUGCUGACGCAUUAAAUUAUGUCAAGUUUUGAUUAUUUUUUUUUACACACUUAAACAUUAUUUCAAAAGUGGUAACUGUUUUGGAUUCAUCUCUAUAGUGGCUAGUAGAAAAUAAGUGGGUAAAUCAGAUAUGGACAAAAUAAAUGUAGGCUAUAACCUUCUGAAUUUUGUUUGUUCAAAGAAAAAGAAGAUAUUCAGGUUUGCUUGUACUAUACAUAGCAGCAUCUUUGUGGAAGAUACUGUAAUUCCUACACACUAGCAUUUUCCACUUGUUCACAACUGCCAUAUGCAUGGAGGAUCUGGUAUCAUAUUAGGAUACAAAUUGUACAGUAGCAUGUAUUAGUUUUAAUGGGGCAUGGAAACCCUUGAUAUAUUAUUAUUAUUGCUCUAUCACUCUAUUAUGAGCUCAAUAGUAACUUGUUGCACACAUUUAGACUUCAAAUGAAUAUUUGGAGGUGCAAACCAAACCUUUAUUAUACUUCUGUUGUUUGUAAUAUCACUGUGUUUUGACGGGGAUCUACAACGCAUUGUAAAUUUAAUAAUGGAUUCAUUUUUAAUUUGAUUGGAUUUUUUUAUCCCCCCACAAAUUCUGUGUGUUGAUUAUCCAUUUUAAUGGUUAACGCAAUGAAGUUAAACAAAAUCUACUAUAAAUUUCAUGGAAAUAUUUGUAUCCAAUUAAGCAAUGAAAGCCAGAUAUUCAUUAUCACAAAAUAAAAUGCUUGCUCUCA
Molecule: messenger RNA, 2333 nt
Organism: Bombina bombina (fire-bellied toad)
Lineage: Eukaryota; Metazoa; Chordata; Amphibia; Anura; Bombinatoridae
Gene: YWHAG
Product: tyrosine 3-monooxygenase/tryptophan 5-monooxygenase activation protein gamma
Exons: 2
Coding region: 294-1037 (247 amino acids)
Biological process (GO): signal transduction
Cellular component (GO): cytoplasm
Molecular function (GO): protein kinase C binding
Source: RefSeq, a predicted model, not a curated record